This is a messenger RNA of Tuber melanosporum (Perigord truffle), 3078 nucleotides long. RefSeq lists its product as uncharacterized. Gene Ontology annotation, cellular component: nucleus. The transcript has 5 exons. Lineage: Eukaryota; Fungi; Ascomycota; Pezizomycetes; Pezizales; Tuberaceae. The coding region runs from base 782 to 2878 and encodes 698 amino acids. The record is from RefSeq and is a predicted model, not a curated record.
CUUACCUCACCACUAAUUAUCCUUCCUCCUCCGAGCUUUAUUACCGUACAUACCCACUAGUACAUAAACUCUGAGUGAUCGACUUUAUCUCGUCUCAUUUACUCGCAGCUUCUCGCAUUUGUUUAAGUUCAAAAGGGGUUGUGGAGUCAGCGAGUCAUUUUGGUCUCUAACAGUUUUAGUUUUCUUGGUGUUGCGUUUUAAGGAAUAGUUAUUGCUACACAGCUAAAGUCACCAGGUUAUUGUGAUAACGCACGCUUACAUUCACUCGCACACUAUUACACACCACCCUCACUCACUCGCUAUCAAUUAUACGCUACGCUACAGCUUCCCGAGAGACCGGCUUUGAGCAACAUAAUCCUGGGCACUCACACUACCGCUUCGCACUAGUACGCCCUCCGCCUCCACCACACACCCACUCAUACCCCAACCCCAGGAGCCUCGUUGUUGUUGUGGUACUCUACCCUGGUACCUAAGCUACUUACUAUUGUAGAUACACCCAAGGAGAUCUUGUUCCCCCCUCUACUACCACGUCCUUCUCCCCUUGACGCUUUCUCCUCCCUCCUUCCUUCAACGACGCCGCACCCCAGCGCGUCUUCCCGUCUAAACCAAUAAGUCAAUAACCGUGGCAGUCAGCGCAGUAUCAUUACAAGUUCAAGUCCCAGAGCCGGCCUUACUGUCGCCUUACGCAUUCAACGAAUUUCGGCAAUAUCCAAAUCUGCGAAACGGGUUGAACGAAGACGGCCUUUCGGCCAAGUCAGGCUUCUCGGCCGGGGUCGUCUCAAUGUCGGCCUACGGGAAAUCCCCUCAACAGCAAGCAGAGUAUGAUACCAGACCUCCUCAAACUCAGCAUCUUCCAAACCCGCAGCAAUCAGCCUAUGGCUAUAAUCAUUCUCAAGCUCACUACCAACACUCGAGUAACUUGAGUGAACCUGCUUAUCCCUCUCAAAGUUUUGAAGACCAGGGCCCAAGAGUGGUGGGAUAUCGUCCUACACAAGGAGUUGAAGGAGGAGCUUUUUCUGUGCUUCUACAAUCUCCUACCGAUUUGACCACUGACUCUCGUUCUUUCCGAUUCAUGUUUGGUUCCCGAAGAUGCAUCACGACUAUUCGUAGAGAGGAAAAUCCCGGGAUGUAUCGGUUGACGGGUGAAAUUCCGGCUUUUUCGUUGACGGGUUGGGUGGCUCCUCAAGUGACGGUUUACUUGAACAUUGAGGAUGCCGAUGGCCAGGAGUUGGACACGUUCGAUGUUGGCACAUUCACGUACACGGAUAGUUCAGCGCAGCAGUCGUUUAGCUCUCCUCCUCCCAGGGGGAGUCGAAAGCGGAAGAGUACUGUGGAGCCUGAUGAAGCCUCGUCGAGGGGGCCAGCAAAGAGGCCUGCCAGCCAACCAAUACGUCCGAAGAGUGAAGAUUAUGGCUAUGGUUAUCCGGCCCCGGGCCCCAGUGGGAUCCCUCCAUUUACACCACACUCUAACGACGAUAGAAGCUACCUCUACUCAGGGUAUAAUGCUGAACAAUCCACUCAAGGCCCUGGAUACCGACCACAGACCUCACCACGAGCUUAUGGCUACGCUCCAUACCCAGCUGGCAGUUCACAGCCUGCGCAAGCAGGGCAACCAUGGGUUCAACCGUAUCCGGUACAGCCAUCAGGUGCGCAAUCGUCUGCAUCGCGACAAAUGAGAUCAGAUACUUCCCCUAACCAGCCCCCUGCUUCCUUGCCCUCACCCUCCAACACACCAAACCCAACCCUCAUCAGAACUUCUACUUUACAGCAAGCCGCUCACACGGCUCCACCCCCAGGGCAAGGAGGACCUAGCGGCACAGGCACCGGCUUUAACCCUUACGGCCUUUAUCCAGAAAAGGCAGUUCUUGACAUUCAGGGAGAGUUGGGGGAUAUGGCGCGAAACUGGAAUCCCGAGGAGUGGGACAGCAGGAGGAGGUUGGUGCAGUUCUGGCGGCGACAAAAAGGAAGCACAAUUCACACUACAUUCCGACCCGUGGCACCAAAUGACAGGCAGCCCAAUAGCAUUUGCAUCAGUUGUAUUUGGUGGGCGGAGAAGUCAGAGUGCUUUGUCACUAGCGUCGAUUGCAUUUAUCUACUGGAAUCCUUAAUUGCCGUACGGUUCACGGUUGAGGAGAAGAAUCGAAUCCGAAGGAACUUGGAGGGAUUUAGGCCGCUAACCGUAUCGAAGGCUAAAUCUGACAGCGAGAACUUUUUCAAGCUCAUCAUGGCCUUCCCCAACCCUAAGCCUCGGAAUAUUGAGAAGGAUGUCAAGGUUUUCCCCUGGUCAGUCUUAGGGCACGCUCUGAAGAAGAUUAUUGGUAAAUAUUGUGCUAGCUAUUCCUCAACGGCUUCGGUAAUUCCUACUGCUCCAGGCGCUUCUGCAUAUCCCGGUGGAUCCGUGGGCGAGCCAUCACAGUCUGUUGCGGGUGAGACUGCAGUCCCUCCAGUGCCCUCGCCUCCAACGGCGACAGGGCCGACAUCAUCGUCAUCUGGGGCAUCAGCAAGUCUAACCGGAACCACGGGCCCGCUGCCAGUUAAGCAAUCCUCUGCCACCUCGUCCCCCCCAACCCAUCGCCCUGGAGGUUCAUCGGAGCUACCAGCUCAUGUUCCUGCAUUGCCACCACCGUCUGCCAGCCAACAGGGGCAGCAGCCUCUCUGGCAUCCUCAUCAACCACUCGCCCCAAGCCAGCAGCAAAUGUCUGCGCAGGGGCAGCGUACCUCAUGGGAUCUAACAUCCUAUCUUGAUCCUAACACAGCAUCGGGAAAUACCGCAGGGACACAAGUGGUUCACUAUCCGCACGGGUCCGUUGCAGCAGAAGGCCGGGAAUCGGUUUCGGGUACUGUGCAGCAAGGCCAACUACCGGGCGAUGUUUCUUGAAAAUUCAAAAAAAAACUUUUGUUUUUCUAAUAUUAUAUGGUUUUGAGCGUUUGGCGAAUUUUAAAGGGUGCAAAUUUUUACAUGCAUCUCUGGGUGUAUCCAUUUUUGGCGCGGCGAUUUUCUGGUUUGACCCAUACCACUCUGCACUGCAUUUGGUAGUUUCUUUUUGUCUUUCUAGUUUCUUUUUGUAUGCGGAAUGA